UUUUAGAAUAUAAAUUAUUAUUAUUCUUUACGCAUAUAUCAAUUACAAGAAAUGAAAAACUAAAAUUUACAAGAAAAUUUAUAUCCAGAAUAUUUAAUUAUAUAUUCAAUAACGUAACUAAAUUAUCAGAUGGUAUUCAAUUUCUAAUUUUUCAAAAGAAUGCUACUAAAGCAAGCUACUAAACACAUUAUAGCUUAAAACGUGCUUAAAGAAUAUUUCAAAAUAUACCUACAUUCAUUAAAUGUUUCAGAUAACAUUGUUCACAUUAAUACCUUGCCGCUUAGAUUUAUAUAAUACUUUUUGCUUACGCAACUAAUUAUUUUCCAGAUAAAUUAAACGAAACACCACUAUGUCAUUUGUAUUUAAACACCACUAUGAUCUGUAAUAAUAGAAAUCGAAAUAUCGAAGGAAUUACUUAUUCAUCUAAUUGCGAGACGAUAAACCGUCCAAUAUCUCGGAAGUUUUAGCCACUUUUAACUCCUCCUCGGGGACACGCUGCAUGCAAGUGUUUGCAGCAAAAAAAAGUUACGCACACCAACACAUCGCAUCGUGUAUCGCCUCCAGAUUCUCCCUUAUUUUUUUGCACCGCAUGUGUGUUCAUUAACGCUCCGCGCGCGAAUUCAUUUCCAAACAUCUUGUCUCGUUAACUGCCCAAGUUACUUAAUCUCCUUUAAACGGUACGCGUGACCUUCCUUCCUCCUCUCGCUCAGUAACGCUCUAUAACGACCGUCACGGAAAGGAAAAGGGGGAGCGAGAGAAAGCCGAGACGAGAAGACGCCAAAGAUAAAAUGAUGCGGUAGCAUCUAAAUUUUAUUCGUGAACUUGGUUGAGAAGGACCGAUCCCGAAGGCGAGGGAACGCCUCAAAGUCACGAUGCUGAUCAAUCUUGUUUUUCUUAUUACCAUUAUUUUCGUUAUUACCGUGUAUACGGUUUCGGGACAUCCCUUUUCGUUCCUACCACGACAUGCCGUCGAACGAGCUGCGGAACGUAGGAGCAUAAGCAGGCAAAUGAUAGAACACAACUCUAAUUUCCUGACGCCCUUAUCGGAAUAUGGAACACGUUCUGAAUCAAAACCAGUAGAACCAUGGACUACUAUCACUCAAAACCCAGUAAACGGUAUCGAAACUACUGUGGGAAGCAGGGUGGAAUUAGAAUGCAAAGCUAGCGGUAGUCCUCCGCCGGAAAUUCUCUGGUUCACAGGAAGUGGUAGCAACGAACAAUUAAUCGAGUAUGUGAAAGCCAGUACGCAUUCCUUGUACGAUCCAUCCGAGGAGUGGAAAGGAGUGGCCAGAAUUAAUUCAAAGCUCGUGAUAGAAUGCGUUACUCCGGAUGAUGCUGGAUUAAUCUACUGUGCGUCAGUUUCUGCGAGAGAGGUGAAGAUCUCUACUCCUACGGUGCUGCUGGUUAAUAAUGAACGUGGUUUAAAUAAUUGCAGUUCUGAAAGUGAUCCAAUAAUCACUCUUUAUUCUCCUACAUUAGUAGCAAAUAUAGGAGUAACUGUGGUGUUGCCAUGCAGGGCAAGUGGCAAACCAACACCGCAAAUUACUUGGGUGAAUAACUAUAACGUACCUCUAAGUUUAUCAACUAAUUUGCGACAUAGAGUAUUAGACAGUGGUGAUUUAAUGAUAGAGGAACUCUUAUGGGAAGAUAUGGGUGGUUAUACUUGUCAAGCGAAGUCUGGAAAUCGUCAACAAGUUGUCAGUACAUUCCUUUACCCUUUGCGCCCCGAAAAAGAAGUAUCUCGGACAGUUAAAUAAAUUAUGGAAGAAUAAAUCCGGAUUGAUCUCUUUCUACUAUUGUACGAUAUGCAAUCUUCUUGCAAAAUUUCGGUGUUCGUUAGUGGUCAUAUGAUAUUAUUUUUAAGUAUGAGCACUAUGCAUAAUUCUAUGCAGCGAGAUUAUAUUUUGGUACUAAAAACAUGACAAUGCGUUCAAGAAUUAACAACGCUUCGUUUAAUUAUUAUCAAUUAAAACGCAGCCAUUAUUUUACUUAAAAGUUUUAUAAUAGAUUUUAAGGUGCCAAAGAGUUUUAUAUUCGAUUAUGAUAAUGACUUUAGCAAGUUUAAAAUAGCAAGUUAAGCUAUAUAUUUCAAUAUUUAAUUAUUAUCUAUAUUGCGAUACCUCUUAAACGAGGAUUCAUCUAGUUUAAACAAAUUAUUUAUUUAUUUUAUAUAUCGACUUAAUAAGUAGAUAUAAUAAAAAAGAUUUCGUUUAAUCUGAUAUGAUAAGAUUUGCUAAAUUCUAUGUAAUUUUAUAUUCGAUGAAAAAAACAUCGAUUCUUUGACUUCAAUUCCUAUUUCGCUUAUUAUUAUCAAUUAAUACUUUUUAUCUAUUUUAAUCUUUCAUCUGAAAAAUUAUCAUAAUCUAUUGUCUAUUGUAAACUGCUAUAUUUUUAUGUAUAAAUAAAUGUAUUUCAUUUCGUACAGUGUUUAUAAA
Molecule: messenger RNA, 2435 nt
Organism: Apis cerana (Asiatic honeybee)
Lineage: Eukaryota; Metazoa; Arthropoda; Insecta; Hymenoptera; Apidae
Gene: ImpL2
Product: Ecdysone-inducible gene L2
Biological process (GO): axon guidance; dendrite self-avoidance; homophilic cell-cell adhesion
Cellular component (GO): axon; plasma membrane
Molecular function (GO): cell-cell adhesion mediator activity
Source: RefSeq, a predicted model, not a curated record